AUGUUUAACACCGGGUACAACUCGCCACGACUGGUUCUUUAUUACCGGACGACAGUCAUGGAGGACAUGAGCGCGUCGUUACUGGUAGACAGGAUCAAGGAACUCGGCMAGUUUGUGGUGGCGAACCCAUCUUGCCCGGUCAAUCAACUACCUGUAUUCGGCACCCCCGACCAGCGUCUGAUACGACAAUGGAAUGCUGUCGAAGCCGCAAGGCCACCACUACCACCACAUCAGUUGAUGCAUAAAAUCACCCAUCGCGUCGGUGAGCAACACUCCGACCUUCCCGCCAUUGACGCGUGGGAUGGAGCGCUUACCUAUCGGGAGCUGGUUCGACUAUCCACGGGCCUGGCGGCGCAUCUGAGACAACACGGCGUGCGUCCGUUCCCAUUCAUCCCGGUUCUUUUCGACAAGACCAUCUGGGCAAUCGUGGCCCUGCUUGCAAUGCACAAGGCUACAGGGGCCACGGUGGUACUCAUGACUGGGCGCCAGGCCGACGUCCAGCAGCAAGUGGUACAAACUCAGAUCGUUGUGCCCUCGUCAACUAUGGCACGCCUCCCUUGGACCGGUGACGAGAAAGUCCCCUGGAGUCUCGCGCCACCGAAUGCGCCAGCGUACUGCCUCCACACAAACGGACAUAUUCGCCAACCCGACGCUCUCAUCCCUGCCAAGGAAGGCCGCAGAGGGAAUCGUUGA
Molecule: messenger RNA, 693 nt
Organism: Aspergillus pseudoviridinutans
Lineage: Eukaryota; Fungi; Ascomycota; Eurotiomycetes; Eurotiales; Aspergillaceae
Exons: 3
Coding region: 1-693 (230 amino acids)
Biological process (GO): amino acid activation for nonribosomal peptide biosynthetic process; secondary metabolite biosynthetic process
Cellular component (GO): cytoplasm
Molecular function (GO): phosphopantetheine binding
Source: RefSeq, a predicted model, not a curated record